Naegleria fowleri is the source of this 1497-nucleotide messenger RNA. RefSeq lists its product as uncharacterized. Bases 1 to 1497 code for a protein of 498 amino acids. The transcript has a single exon. The record is from RefSeq and is a predicted model, not a curated record. NCBI's taxonomy places the organism in Eukaryota, Heterolobosea, Eutetramitea, Acrasida, Naegleriidae.
AUGACUAGCGUUGCAAGUAGUAAAGCAUCGACAGCCUCUCAGAAGAGAGAGAAGCUGAAGGCAUUAUUGAGCGAUAAGGUGUUGGAUAUGAUCAAGAAAGGGAAUAAGGACGUUAAAAUAACUCCCGAAGUGUUGAGUUUAAUUUCAAAGGAAGUGGAUGCUUUAAUUAAGGACGGAAAAGGCUCCGAAUCUGAAUUGAAGAGGAUUGCAACAAAAGCAAAGAAUUUACUUCCAAGAAAUACUAGUUCGACAUCAUCCGGAUCGAAACCAUCAGUACCUCCGAUUGACACAAAAAGCGUUGCCUCCAGGCAAAGUGACUCUCGUAAUGAAGAAUAUUCGCAAACAAGCGACGUGAAGCCAUCUAAAGAGGAAGAAGAGGAAGAAAUGUUGAUCACCACAUUAGGAGGUCAAUUUGGAGGUGGUCUCAAGAAGUCAGUCAAACCAAAGGCAAAACCAACAACAGGCGACGACAUUUGGGCUGCUAUCGCUCUCAAGGACACGGAAGAGUACCAUAAGGAACAACACGAAGAGUUCUUACGUCAAAAGAACAAGCAAGUUGAACUUCGACAAACUUUGAAACAACAAUCAGAGGAGAAUAAGCGUCAACAAGAACUUAAAAAGCAAAUGGAGCAAAAGUAUAUCGAGGAGCAGCAAGAAAUUAUCAAGAAAGAAAUUGAGGAAGAAAAGAAAAGGGAGGAAGAGCGCAAACAGCGAAUUAUCGAAGAGAAAAGGAUUAGAGACCAACAAUUAGAACAGUCCAAAAUGAGAAAGCAAAUGAUCGAACACAAGAAAAAGGAGGAAGAAGAGGAGUUGGUUCAAAAAUUGAAAAAGCAAAUAACAAAAGAAAAGGAAAAAGAAAUCAAAACUCGAGAACAAAAUAAGAAAGAAUUGUCUUCAUUCCUUGCCUACAACGACACAAUCAAAGCAAGGAAAGAGGAAGAAGCAAAGAAGGAGAUUGAGGAAGACAUUAAAGCUUUGAAAGCUUAUGAAGAAAAACAACGUCAACAGGAGUUAAGGCGUGAGAUGGAAAUGAAAAAGAUGUAUGAAAGACAAAGUUUCUCAAUUGCUUUGGCAACAAAGCUGGAGGCCAAUUUGGACGAAAAGGCAAAGGAAGAUGAGAAGAAGGCAGAACGUAUUCAAGCUGAAAUGGAAAUGAAGAAAGAAUUGGAGCACAAGAAGAAGCUUGAGAAAUUGAAGAAGCAAAAGGAAGAAAUCAUGGACACACUAGCAAAGCAAAUCCAAAACAAGUUUGACGAAAAAAGAGAACAACUUUCGCAAGAGCUAGAAAUGAAGAAAAAAAUCGAAGAAGACAUCAAAAAAGCGGAACAAGAAGAAAAAGAGCGAAGAAACAGGCUGAAAGAAUCCCUGAAGCAUCAAAGAGAAGUUCUCACAGAACAAGUCAAGCAAAAGCAAGAAUUUUCGGCUAAGAUGAGCGCCAUGUCGGAAACUGAAAUGAAAUUGAACAGUGACAGGCUCAAGAAGAUUAAUGUCUUGUAA